Molecule: messenger RNA, 2239 nt
Organism: Cyprinodon tularosa
Lineage: Eukaryota; Metazoa; Chordata; Actinopteri; Cyprinodontiformes; Cyprinodontidae
Gene: stk17b
Product: serine/threonine kinase 17b (apoptosis-inducing)
Exons: 7
Coding region: 396-1460 (354 amino acids)
Biological process (GO): positive regulation of apoptotic process; intracellular signal transduction; protein phosphorylation
Cellular component (GO): nucleus
Molecular function (GO): ATP binding; protein serine/threonine kinase activity
Source: RefSeq, a predicted model, not a curated record
UGAAACAGCGCGCAUGCGCAGCAGGGCAGUGACGUGUCUGCUCGGUGUCACCCGGGAUGUAGAAACGGACCAGCCGAACCGGACCGGAGCGAAGCCGCGAGGGCAGCUCCACGCGCGGGACUAAAACUCAGGAGGGUUCGGUCAGGAGGGACCAACCGAACCGAACCGGACCAACCGAACCGGUUCCGAAUCACUGCUGGACCGGAUACCGACAGCUGAGCUAAGUUAGCGGCUCUUCUGCUAGCCGCUGCUGGGAGGAACUACCGGCCACCCGGCCCGGUUCCGACCCACGAACCAGCGCUGAUCCAGCCGAACCGGAGCCGCUGAGGAGGAGGAGCAGGAGGAGCAGUGAGGAGCAGCAGGAGCAGUGAGGAGCAGUGAGGAGCAGCAGCAGGAUGUCCCGCAGGCGGUCGGACCCCCGCAGCGGGCUCCUGACUGAGACCCAGACCCCGAUCAGCAGCGAACCUCUGGAGAACCUGUAUGAGGUCACCGGGGAGCUGGGCAGGGGGAAGUUUGCGGUGGUGCGGCGCUGCGUGGAGAAAAGUUCUGGGAAAGUUUUCGCCGCCAAGUUCCUGCGGAAGAGGAGGCGGGGCCGGGACUGCCGGGCCGAGCUGAUCCAUGAGAUGGCGGUUCUGGAGCUGACCCGGAACAACCCGCGGGUCGUCAACCUGUACGGCGCCCACGAGACGGAACACGACCUGGUCCUGCUUCUAGAAUACGCUGCAGGCGGGGAGAUCUUUGACCUGUGCGUCUCUGAGGAGCUGCUGCCGGAGGUCCAGAUGACCCGCCUGAUCCGCCAGACCCUGGAGGGGGUCCACCACCUGCACCAGAGCCACCUGGUCCACCUGGACCUCAAGCCCCAGAACAUCGUGCUGACCAGCCUGGCGCCGCCAGGAGACGUGAAGAUCGUGGAUCUGGGUCUGGCCCGCCGCCUGGGCUCGGCCGGCGAGCUGCGGGAGAUUCUGGGAACGCCGGAGUACGUAGCUCCAGAGGUCCUGAACUAUGAGCCCAUCACCACGGCAACGGACCUGUGGAGCGUGGGCGUGGUCUCCUACAUGCUGGUGACCGGAGAGUCUCCCUUCGCUGGAGACGACAAGCAGGAGACGUUCCUCAACGUGUCGCAGGUCAACGUGGACUACAGCCGCGACGCCUUCGGCCGCGUCUCUGAGCUCGCCGUCGACUUCAUCAGGAAGCUGCUGGUCAAAGCGCCCGAGGACCGGCCCAGCGCCGCAGAGUGCCUGACCCACCCCUGGCUGUGGCAGCAGCAGCUGUGCCUGAGCCCGGAGCUCGGCCCGGUCCGACCCGCCCGGGAGAGGAGCUGCGGCGCCAAGUGGGCGGCGCCGCAGGAGGACAAGGAGAACUUCCUGGACUCGACUUGUUCCCAGGCCAAGAGGUUCCGUCCAGAUGAGGAGGCGUCUGCGGACGGGGAGGCGGCUUGGCCUCCUCCUCUCAGCUUUUAAAUCCUUUCAGCUUCCAGAACUUUCUGACCCGCUUCACUGAUGGACUCGGACCCGUUUGGUUCUGGAGGAAGGCUGGUUUCCAGCCCCUAUCUAUGCAGUUUAGUUCUAUGCCUUAAAGCGGGUCUGCAGCAGGAACAGGAAGGUUCCUCUGACCCGGCAGAACCGACCCGGACCGUAGCUCAGGGCUUCAGUAGAACCGGUUCUGAUGAUCGUAGAGCAGCUUGGUUCCUUGGUAGCACUUAGUCCAGAACCAGAGGCUGGUUCUGACCCGACCCGGUUCUGCUACUUUUUAUUGUUAUUAUUUAUGUUCUUGCUGUUUGUUUUUAUUGGAGCAACGAGCUCAGCGGGCCGAACGGAACCAGGAAGGCCUGAAGGGUCCAAGAUGGAGGAAAGAGGUCAGGAAGGAAACAGGAAGUAGGAAGGAUUUGGACCCAGAGUCUGACGUUCAGGAUGGAGCAGAGGAAGGUGGAGAAAGUUCUGGAAGGUUUGAGGAGCGACCCGAUCAAACAGAACUGCUCAGCGGUGGGACAAUGUGGGCUUUGUGAGGACGGAGCAGUCCGUCCGGCGCCGCUCUGUCCCUCGGUUCCGUCAUCUAGAACUGCUGGAAGCCUGAACCGGUUCUGAUCCGGACGGGUCGGCUGCUGCUGGUUCUGACUGAAGGAGCCGAUCAGCUGGAAGGGUUCAGAUUUUUAUUUCUUCUUUGAUUUUCAUCAUCUGUAAUUUAAUCAACUGCUGGAUAACAGGAAGCAAACUGGAAAAAAACAACAAACAAACAAACA